AUGGUAGCAGCGCAUAUCGCACCCGUGAGCAGCGAGAUCAAGACGAUCGAACCCGUCAGGCAGCGCAUAUUCGAUCUGGACCAAGAGCUGGCGGCCUGGGAAGCGCACGGUAGAAAAGGGAGGCGAUUUGCUGGACUCUCGAUGCCAGCCAGCCUAAACGAGGCCCUGCGAUCUGCUGAAGAGCUGGCGGAGCUCUUGAAGAAGCAGGGUCUGGAGGAGAUGGAGCUCUGCAAAACAUAUCGGGAUUGCUCCAAUUAUUGCCAUCAGUUGGGGGAUGUUGACGCGGCGAUACACUAUGCGCAGAAGGAGCUUGACAUUGAGCGUUGCAUCAUGGGGAUGGAGGCACAGCACUUGCGUGAUGGCAUGCAUGGCGCUGAGUACUAG
Anthostomella pinea is the source of this 384-nucleotide messenger RNA. NCBI's taxonomy places the organism in Eukaryota, Fungi, Ascomycota, Sordariomycetes, Xylariales, Xylariaceae. The record is from the annotation of a GenBank genome assembly.